AUGGUCUUCAAGCAGGUUGGAAGUGUGUCAGCCGAGGCUGAACAAAGGGGCAGUGAGAAUCAGUUUCUGACAGUUUGCUUUGUUUUCCUUUUUCAGGAUGCUUCGUCUGCAGACAUUCGGAAAGCAUAUAGAAAGCUUUCACUGAUUUUACACCCAGACAAGAAUAAAGAUGAAAAUGCAGAAACACAGUUUAGGCAAUUGGUGGCCAUCUAUGAGGUCUUAAAGGAUGAAGAGAAGAGGCAGAGGUAUGAUGAUAUUCUGAUCAAUGGACUACCAGACUGGCGACAGCCUGUAUUCUACUACAGGCGGGUGAGAAAAAUGAGCAAUGCUGAGCUGGCAUUGCUCUUGUUCAUUAUACUCACAGUGGGUCAUUAUGCUGUGGUUUGGUCAAUCUACCUGGAAAAACAGCUGGAUGAACUGCUUAGCAGAAAAAAGAGGGAGAAGAAGAAAAAAGCAGGCAGCAGGAGUACAGAGGAAGCCAAACUUAAUGUUCCAGACAGAAAUGAAAGAGUACUGGACAAACCACAAUGGCAUGACUUGCUUCCAUGCAAGCUGGGAAUAUGGUUCUGUCUCACUGUAAAAGCUUUACCUCAGCUAAUCCAG
Messenger RNA from Merops nubicus (carmine bee-eater), 603 nucleotides. Its product is annotated as dnaJ homolog subfamily C member 1-like. Gene Ontology annotation, cellular component: endomembrane system. The record is from RefSeq and is a predicted model, not a curated record. The annotation marks the transcript as partial. NCBI's taxonomy places the organism in Eukaryota, Metazoa, Chordata, Aves, Coraciiformes, Meropidae. The transcript is spliced from 6 exons.